AUUUCUAGGGUUAGGGUUUAUCUCAUUCUUCUUCAAUGGCGUCUUCAACCUCCGCCCAAUUUCGAAUUAACCCUCCUCCUGCUGGGUAUUCCGGGAAGCUCAAUUUGGCUUCUGUUUCCUCCAAAGCGUUUUUCUUUGGACACAAAACGACAGCGUUUUACCCGAAGCUAAGAGCGAAGAGCGUGGUGUUGAGAGUAGUAAACGAGAAAGUGGAUGGGUUCGAUUUGGAGACGACGAAUCCGGCGAGGGGAGCCGAGCUUCUGCGUGCGUUGAAUAUGAGCAGAUUCCUCCUCUGUGCCAUGGGUUCGAUGUUUUACCAUUGUCACUAGGUCUUGAAACACUAGGUGGUGUAAUGACAAAGAUCAUCCCAAGAAAUACUACUCUGCCGACCUCCAAGUCAGAGGUGUUCUCCACAGCCGUAGAUGGGCAGACUAAUGUUAAAAUUAAUGUUUUCAUAGGAGAGAGAGAAUUCGCUUGGGACAACAGAUAUGUUUGCAGCUUCAUUUUGAAUAUCCCACCUGCACCUCGUGGGGUUCCUCAAAUUGAAGUGAAGUUUUGCAUUAAUUCGGAUGGUAUUCUUUCGGUUACUGCGGUUGACAAGGGCACAGGGGAGAAGCGGGGCAUUGGCAUUAUAAAUUUGCCCGACAGGAAAUCGAUGCGAAGGAUGGUUAAUGAAGCAGAGAGGUUUGCAAAGGAUAACAAGGAGAAGAGAGAUGCCAUUGACUCUCUCUGUCUCUCUGUCUACCAGACAGAGAAACAGCUGAAGGAACAUGGAGAGACAAGGUUCUUGCCCCAGAAAAUAAUUUAAUGGACGGGUUUUAGCCGCCCCCCUAAACAAAUGGGGGUGGGGAUGGGGUUAACAUUUUCCCUUGCACCCGGCCUGUUUUUAUUUAAAUAAUUUAAAAAAUAUUUUUAUAAGUUUUUAGUAAGACAUUCAUAUGUGCUUUUAGCCUUUUAACUUUAAAUUUAUGAUUUUUUUUAUAUAUCGUAUUAUUAAAUUUAUACUUUUAUGUUUU
Messenger RNA from Quercus lobata, 1016 nucleotides. Its product is annotated as stromal 70 kDa heat shock-related protein, chloroplastic-like. Gene Ontology annotation, molecular function: ATP-dependent protein folding chaperone; ATP binding. NCBI's taxonomy places the organism in Eukaryota, Viridiplantae, Streptophyta, Magnoliopsida, Fagales, Fagaceae. The record is from RefSeq and is a predicted model, not a curated record. Bases 353 to 808 code for a protein of 151 amino acids. The transcript is spliced from 3 exons.